This is a messenger RNA of Corvus hawaiiensis (hawaiian crow), 934 nucleotides long. RefSeq names its product keratin, type II cytoskeletal 8-like. Lineage: Eukaryota; Metazoa; Chordata; Aves; Passeriformes; Corvidae. The record is from RefSeq and is a predicted model, not a curated record. Bases 216 to 827 code for a protein of 203 amino acids. The transcript is spliced from 4 exons.
CAGCCCAUGUCCCCACCAGGAGCUCCACCGGCUGCAGGCCCAGAUCCCGGACACGUCUGUGGUCCUGCAGAGGGGCAACAGCCGAGAUCCACACCUGGAUGGAACCAUCGAGGACAUGAGGGCUCGGCACAGGGACAUCGCCUGCAGGAGCUGGGCACGAGCCCUGGCCCGGCAGGAAAACAAGUUGGAGGAGCUCAGUCGUCACAGGCAGAAACAUGGAGAGCUUGAGAGAGGCGAAAUCCAGGACAGCUGAGCUGGCACAGAUGGUCCAGAGACUGGAGGGAGAAAUCAGGAUCACCAAGGGCCAGAGUGCCGAGCUUGGGGCCGCCGCGGCCAACACGGAGCAGUUUGGGGAAAGCACCGUCAUGGAUGCAAAGGACAAACUCUCCGAGCUGGAAGCGGCUCUGGAAAAGGCCGAGGCUGACCUGGCUCUGCAGCUCUGUGAGUUCCGGGAGCUGAGGAACCUCAAGCUGGCCCUGGCCAUGGAGAUUGUCACCUUCAGCGAGCUGCUGGAGGGCGCAGAGAGCAGACAGGGGACAGGACUCCAGGACUCCUCAGCUGCUUCCGUUCCGUGGGCUGGGAGGGAAAACUCCUGCACAGAGCAGUCCCAGAGCUGUGAAUCCACCAGGCAGUCCUGCACAGCCACUUUCCACUCCCAGCGAGGUCUCUCCUACGUCCCAAAGGUUUGGAAUUUGGAUUUGGAAGUGCCCCAGGAUCAGCACCCAGAAAUUCCCACUGGACCAGCAGGGCUGGGGUUGGAGCAGUGGAAUCUGAGCAGCAGGAGCAGCAGCAGCUCCCACGGGAAGGGUGUCCAGGAAGAACUGUAGCUCAUGGCAGUGCUGGGAACAAAGCCCCACAUUUCCCAUUGCAUGGAGACACAAAAGGGUCUUUUCCAUGCUCAAGAUUUUUGUUAUUUCUUCUGGGGAAUCCAGUA